UGAACCAAACAUUAUCAGGAUGCCGAAGAGAACCGAAGCAAACCACAACACUGACCAUAAGCGUUUUCUGCUCGACAGUCUCAAUCAAGCGCAGUGUAACUUUGAUGUGAACUCGUUUUGCUCAUGGCGUAACGUGCACGGUCUUGAUGACUUUGAUUGGGUUUUGUAUGGAUCAUCAACACCCACGGACGACACGGGGCCAGACUUCGAUCAUACAACACGCAAUUCCUCUGGAUCGUACAUAUUCACAGAGUCAAGUGCUCCGCGAAAUUUGUUCGAUACAGCUUGGAUUAAAAGUCCUACGAUUGAGGUGACUUCAGACCCUGUGCAUUGCUUCCGGUUCUGGUACCACAUGUAUGGAUCUUCGAUAGGUCGACUUAACGUCUACCAAGUUACCAACGGUGGGUUACCUGGCAAGGUUGUUUGGUCUCUUACUGGCGAUCAAGGUAACUCGUGGAAAGAAGGACAAGUGCCACUUAAUUCCAAUCAAAGUUAUUCGAUUCUCCUAAGUGGGGUAAUAGGCAAUGGCUAUCAAGGUGACAUUGCUGUAGAUGACAUUAAUGUGUCGGUUGGUUAUUGCGAAGUCAAACCAUCCAGCGCCUCAAGGACUGACGUCACAAACACAACAACAACACCCGAUCCGCAAAUCAAUGCCACAGAGAUGACGCCGUUAAUCGUCGAUCCGACACAUCUCACAACGAAGUCAACCACUCAUAUGACGUCACAAACAACCACACACUUGAUGACAACGUCUACAACCACUAAGCCUUCCACAUCUACUUCGACCACUAAAGCAACGACAUUAACGCCUAAGACCACAACCAUCGUCACGACGACAUCAACCAAGUCAACUUUUGUGACGCAAACCAUCACAAAACCCCUUCCGACAACAACAACAAUGGACCCCGUGUUUAUAUCGUUUUGCGAGUAUAAACACAUCAUCGAAUGCCCAGACGAAGGUACUCCUGUUUGCGGCACUAACAGAAUAAAAUACUCUAACGAGUAAGUCAAAAACACAUCU
This is a messenger RNA of Dreissena polymorpha, 1021 nucleotides long. Its product is annotated as MAM and LDL-receptor class A domain-containing protein 1-like. The coding region runs from base 20 to 1006 and encodes 328 amino acids. Lineage: Eukaryota; Metazoa; Mollusca; Bivalvia; Myida; Dreissenidae. Gene Ontology annotation, cellular component: membrane. The record is from RefSeq and is a predicted model, not a curated record. The transcript is spliced from 6 exons.